Molecule: messenger RNA, 6464 nt
Organism: Caenorhabditis angaria
Lineage: Eukaryota; Metazoa; Nematoda; Chromadorea; Rhabditida; Rhabditidae
Source: the annotation of a GenBank genome assembly
AUGCUCGGAAAAUUUUUCAAAGUGAGUUGUUUUUCUCAGGCUGGGCUUCUGUAUUCUAAAAAUCUUUAUUUUCAAAUUUUAUUUCAUUUUUCCCCUUCCUCUUUUCUCUUUCCAAAAAUUCCCCAACGCGAAUAAAAUUCGAGCAAACGCAUUAUAUUAUAAUUCCUUUCAUGGAGAAAAGAAAGCAUAAAAAAUAGGGAAAAGAUACUUUCAUAUGAGAUAUUAUUCUUAUUCUUAUUAUUUUCAAGAAUGUACUAUUUUAUAUCUAAAAAACGUUGAUUUUCAAGCUCUUGUUAGAAGAAAAAACGAGAAAAAGAUUGAAUUUGAACGGAGACGAAAUUUGAUUUUCCAUUUUCAACCCUCAUAUAUGUUUUUUCUUCUUCUCAACUCGAGUUUUCAUUUCUUUUCUCAUUCACCAUAUUUUUUCUUGAACCGCAAAUUUUUUUUUCUGAUUUAAUUGAAUUUCUAUGACGUCCUUGCCUGCUCGCCUCCCGCAAAAAGAGCUCAAAAAAUCUAAAUCUUCUCUGAAAGUUCAAUCAAGUGGAAAUUAUAUUCUCUCUUUUUUAUGAAGAAGUUGCUAUAGUGAAUAACUCAUAAAAAUAUUUUUUUUCAAACUAACAAAGCGUUGAUUUUUUAUCUCAAUUUUAAGAUUUUGAAAACUAAAAAUUUGUUUGAGGAUUUGUAAACAAAAAAUUUUUCAACAAACCUCUAACACUUGAAACAUUAAUCUCAAAAAAUAUAUAUGCUUCUUACUUUUACUUUUACACAGUGUGUAAAAGUAUGAAGAACGAAAAAAUUCACUUAUAUUUAUAAUAUAAUAUAAACUCAUUUCUUCUUCUUCGCGCAUCUCUUUCUUUCUUGUCUGCAUUUUUCCAAGCUUCUUCAUAAGUUCAUCGAACAUCUCGCCAAAAAAAGUGCAAAUUCAGAGUAGUCCAAGAUUUUCUGUCUCAUCUUAUCUUCCUUUCCCAUUUUUACGUCAUAAAGGUGGGAUUAUAUGAAUCCACUACCCCAAGGGAUUUUCCCAUUUUUUCUUGUUAAAAUUUCGAAAUGUUUUUUUUUCUUGAAAUUUUUUUUGUGCUUACGUAUGCAACUAGAAAAGCUUCUUAAUUAAUGAAUACAUUUUUAUGUUUUUUUUUCAGUUGGGGAAAGGGGAAAACUGUUCAAGAAUUCUGGUGUUUUCGAAUUUAGUACAAUUGUUCCAGGAAUAGUAGUUGGAGAGUUUAAAGGGAGGGGGGGGGGGGUUGAAAAAAUUCCUAGGGAUUUUAGUGUUCUCAAGUUGCUUUAACUUCAAAAAUAGGGUUGAAGUUUUCUCUAGUUUUUUUUUUGAAAAUAGCGAAUUUAAACUUAGAACUUGAAAUUUAGCCUAACUUCUAGCCUUUCUCAAAAAUUUGAUGCUUUUUUUCAACUUAUAAAAAAUUCCAACAAGCUGUUCCGAUGCUACUAAAUUUUUUGAAAGAAAAUUUCUGAACUAUUUUUUAAUCUGAAAUCUUGUUGUACAACAACGUGAUCAGUCGAACAUCUUUCAAUUUUUCCCGGUCAAAAAACUUGUCAACUCAAAAACCAACCAACCCAUUUUCUCAUUUACCAUUCAACAUGUCACUAUCAUUUCAAACGCUUUUCUCUAAUUAGAAAAAAAACGCAGCCGACUUUUUGAAGCGCCAAACGAACCACAAACGAAAGAAACAAAAAAAAGUGAUGAUGAUGAUGAUGGCCUGAGCCUUUCCUUUUUGCUCACUUUUUCUCGAUUCAAUUUGCUCUGAUUCGUGUGUUGUUCUAACUACCAGUUUCUAUUUUCAAACUGCAAUAUUUUGUGUGAAACUACAUCAAAAAAACUAUUCUAAAAAUAUCUCGAAAAAAUGUCGGAUGAAGAAGAACCGUGGGAAAAUCGACGUACUUUUAUCAACAAACGAAAAUGUGUGAGUUUCAUUGAGAUAGACUAACUAACAAAAUUUGAUUCUUUGUGUUUUUUCUGUGACACCAAAAGGCGAGAAAAUAUAUGAAUGCAGUAGUGCGUGGUAUCCUUCUGAAUUAUUCGUGAAAUGUUAUUUUUUUCUGUCAGCCGCGCGGCACCAAUUCGUUGUUCGUUCCUUUUUCUCGUUCGCUGAAUCGGCUAUAAAUCUCGCAUUUUUUUCCUGAAAAAAAUUGUGAACUUUUUCGACUUUUCUCCGCCCCCCAUCGCAUAUUUAUUUCAUUAUUCUAGUUUUUUUUUUUCUUCAAAUCUUAUAUGUAUUGGGGAGAUGGAAAAAUGGAUGGAGUUCUAUUUUUGGGUUGAUCUUUGAGAUUUUAUUUUUUUUUUUGGGUAAAGCUUGGAGGCAACUAGUUAACGGCGCUCAUGAAAUUUUAGGUUAUUGUUUUCUAGAAAAAAAUUCCGAUUAUUCAUUGGUAAAAUUGAUAUCACCAGUGUCAUUUUGAACUCCCAACAUCAAUAUUUUGAACAACACGACUUCUGGGAACUCAAAAAAAUACCUUUGAAUUUCGAAAAAACGUCGAGAAAAAUAAAAACCCUAGCCUUUUGUCUGUAACACAUCCGGAAUUCCUGAACCUUUCGAACUCCAAGCCCAAAAAUUUCACCAAUUUCUGCUCAAAUUCCUGUUCUCCCAUUGAUGACACACACAUGACUGAUAAAUCUCAAAGUCCUCUUUAAUAUUUUCCGCAUCUAUGCUCGUUGUUGUUAUUUCCGCAAGAUGUUUGAUUCACUUUUUUUGUGUCGUUUGCUUCCAAAAAGGAAUAUAUUUCCCCACACACACACAUCAAAAUCACCACAAAAACCCCCAUAUUUUUGCGAAUAUACCUUGUUAUUUUUUCCUCGCCGUUUUUAUUCUGUCAAUCAAACGAUGAUUGUAAAGGUUUUAUGCUUUCAAAUUUGAAUAUGUGUUUUUUUUGCUUUUUUUUUUGAGAAAGAGAGACUCUGGAAGAAAAUUUUUCUGGUUGUAAACCACUCAAAAAAACACAGUGAUGUAAGAUGCUCAAGAAUUAAAUAGAUAAGGUUUGAAAUGAGUUCGAAAAUCAAUUUUUGCCAUGCUCGCAAUGUUUUUUUUUGUUUAUAUUUCGAGAAAAAUUCGAAAAAUGUCAUCUUUCGUUUCUGAUUUAUUUUUGAAAAAAUUCAAUUGAUAUCAGAUUACAUUUCUGUUUAUGAUUUUUAACACAUUUUUUUGUAUCAGUUAUAGAAUUUGUCUGAUUUUAUACACACAAAACAUAGCGUUUGGCUAUCCCGCUUUAUGUCAGACACUUUCUAGCUAAAAAUGUUUAUACCGAUUUUUAGGCCCAUCCCAUUCAAUAUUCACCAAGAAAAUCUCAUUCUGAAAACCGAUCCAUCAAAAAAAAAAAAAAAGAAUAACUAAUAAAAAAUAGUGUGCUGGAACGCGUCAUUUUUAAACAUACACAUAUAUGUACAUAGGUUUUUUGUCUUCAGGUGUAUCAAAUUUCGUUCUCUUCUCCUUCCUCAAGAUUUUUUUGAUCUACGCAUGGACUUCUAUAAUUUUUUCGUGUUUCAGACAACGAGUAUGUCGUUGGCGGAAGAACUUGAACGAUUAUCCGGUGAAAAUGGUGGCACAAAAAAGGAUUUGAGUGAGUUUUCUUCUCGCGCGGGGUCAUAGAUUAUUUUUUCGAAUAUAAUAAAGUUUGUCGAAUUCCCAUGAGUUCAUAUGUAUAGCACACGAGCUAUGAUUGAGACAUUUUUUGUGUCUUGUUUUUUUCGACAUUUUUUGCCAAAAAGUUCAUCUAGGGAGGGAGGGAAAAGUUCUGUUUUUGCUGAACAAGAGCAAAAAAUAUACAUUUUUUUCAUUUUAUGGUAAAUACGCUAAUUGAAUAAAAUUGGAUAAAUUUAUAGAGGGGGACAAAGAUAAUUAACUUUACCAGAGAGAAAAAAUGAGGGUGUUGACUUGUUUUUCCUCUCCUCUCCUCUCACAUUCAUUUUUUAGAUGGCCAAAAAAGGGAGCUGUGCUGUUUUGAUUGUAAGCACUUGACACUACGAACAAACUUAGAUAAUUCAAUUUUCCUAAAAAGAGUUGUCAAAACAAAAACAACAACGGGUAAAGAACAAAACAACACAACGAGUUGAUUUCAGAUGGUUGGAGAUUGUCGAGUUCGGCGCCGGAAGUGAGGGUUCAGAAGGCGAGACUUGUUGCAAAAGAUGGAAAGACACUUCUCAAUAAUAUACAAUUACCCGAACGAUUCAAACAAACUUACAAGUAAUUUUCAAAAACUUUUUUCAAACUCGAAUUUUCUGAUCUUCAAAGUGAACGGGAUUUUCAGCGUAAAUUUCAAAUUCAGACUUCACGGAAUAAAAUUUGAAGUUGGAAAAUAAUAUAGAUUUUUCACUCAAACCUCAGAACUUCGAAUUCUAAAAAUUUAACGAUGAAGAUGAAUUUUGAAGUUCUAAUCUUCAAUUUUUCGAUAAGUAAUUCAAUUUUGAUAAAUAAAAACAAUUAUUGUUUUCCGAAAACAAAAAUUAUUUCUAGUUCUAGAAAUAACUUACAUAACUUAAUGAUUGUAAAUUGAAUUUCCCUAAUUUUCCGACUAUAUUAACUCACAUAUUUUCAACAUUUCCUGGGGAUUUUUAAAAUCAGAAGCUUCCCUGGUUUCUAAGCUUCACAGUCGUCUGAAAAUUCACAUUUCCCUGAAAAACGCUCAAAAUUUUUUCACCGUCUGUUUAGAUGGAAAUAUUUCAGAAAUUGGUUUCAUCUGAUAAUUGAAUGCAAUUGGCGAACAAUUUGUUUGAUAUUUUUGUUUGGUUUUAUUCUUUCUUGGUCCGUCUUUGCUCUCAUUUAUUAUUUUAUUUCACGGCUCAAAAAUGUGAAAAAGGUGAGUUCUCCUUUUCUCAAGCUAACAUUAUUUUUUUCAAAUUUUUUCAAAUUUUCAGGAUGAAUCGUGUAUUGCAAAUGUGGACACAUUGAUCAGCGCGUUUCUUUUCAGGUUUGUGUUUUACUAGUCUCUUUUUCGUUCACAAAUGGCCGAGGAAGACACAAAAUUUGAUUUGUGACGUAGCCACGUUUCUCUUUUUAUCUUUCUGAACAGAACGUUCUGAAAAAUGAAUAUGAAAAAAGUGAUCAAAGAAUAAAAAUUGUUUUUGUGUGAAUAGGUUGACGUGAGUAUAAAAAAAGAAAAAAAGAAGAUUAGUGAUUGAGAAAAUGUAUUAUUCUCUUUUGAAUAAACAAGUUAUUUGAGGGGAAGAUGAAGAAGAAAAAAAUGAUGAAAGGUUAGUAACUAGAAAUUCUAGGGAAUAUGAUAUUUUGAGAGCAAUAAGAGUUGAAUUUUUGAUUUCAGAAGAAAAAUAUGUAAUAUUUAUAAAUACCUAAAAAAGUUGGAUUCUUACUUGACUUUUGGAAACUUAAAUUACAAACUGAAAUUCGACCCAGAUUCAAAAUCAACUCUAUGUUUACAGUAUGGAAUCUCAACAUACAAUCGGUUACGGUCUCCGAUAUAUGACAGAACAAUGUCCCUCGGCAUAUUUGACUUUAUGUGUCCAAUGUGUUGUUGGUGUUUUCCUCCAAACAAUUCUUGCGGGUAUCGUAAUUGCCAAAAUUCUUCGACCCAAAAAACGAAAGCAAGAGAUGCGAUUUUCUCGAAUGGCAGUUAUUGGUCCACUCGAUGACAAUGAUAAACGACCUACUCUUAUGAUCAGAUUGGCGGAUAUUCAAGAAAAAUUAUUUUUGGCUGAAUCGCAUGUGAGAUUGUAUAUGGCAAGUAGCCGGAUAAAUAGUGUAAGUAUUUUUGAUUGUUGAAGUCUUGGAAAUUCAGAAAAAAAACAUUUUCAGCGAGGUGAUCGUGAAUUAGUCGGCGUCAAAGACAUGAACGUUGGUUAUGAUAGUGGAUGGGAUCGAGUUCUUCUACUAUGGCCAAUUAUUGUUCGACAUGUGAUUGAUGAAGACAGUCCGCUUCACGGUCUAACGAGAGAAACAAUCUUGGUUUGUUUGAGAUUUGAGUUUUGGAUAAUGAAUUGUCUUUUUUUGCAGAAACAAGAAUUCGAGUUGAUUAUGACUGUUGAAGGAAUUGUUGAGGCGACGGGAAUGACAUUCCAAGCAAGAACAUCUUUCCUACCCGAUGAAAUUCUCUGGGGUUAUCGGUAAGAGUUAGGGGAACAUUUGGGGUGUUGAGGAUGGUGAAGCCGAGCUUCGACUUGAAAAAUUCUAGGUUUUUAAAAUCUCGCAGUCAGCCAAAAAUUAGAUCUCACUUCAUUGAAAAUCUACUUCAAAAUUCCCUGAUCCCCAAACAAAAUUAAGUUUUCCAGAUUCAAGCCAAUGGUAUUGAUGAAUGAGAAAAAUUCCCAAUUCGAAGUUCACUACUCACUUUUCGAUCAAACUGACCGGUAAUUUUCCAAAAAAGUUUUCUAAAAUAUUUCAUAUCUAUUCAAAAUUUUUUCUAGAUGCUCUGAUUUCGAUGUGCAAACAAUGGAGACUGAAGAAACUGAAGAUAAUGAAAAUGAGCACCAUCAUCAUAAUCACUAUGCAUCUGGUUUCCUCUAA